Molecule: messenger RNA, 1314 nt
Organism: Phoenix dactylifera (date palm)
Lineage: Eukaryota; Viridiplantae; Streptophyta; Magnoliopsida; Arecales; Arecaceae
Product: S-norcoclaurine synthase 1-like
Source: RefSeq, a predicted model, not a curated record
CCUCUACUCACGCCCGCUUGGCAUCUUCCAGGAGAACAGUUUUAGCGGAGGAGGAGAAAUGGAGCCGGGAAACGAUGGUGGGAGGCCAAAGGAUCUGGGAGGCUCCAUCCGAGUGGCGAACGUUCAAGCUCUUGCCGGCAGUGCCAAGAACUUGGAGGCUGAGAUCCUCCAUAGGUACCUUAGACCGGAGAUAAAUGGUGACGCCCUCGAUGACGGUGACUCUGAAGACAUUCCCAUCAUUGAUAUGAGCAGGCUCCGUGAUCCCCUGUUCGAGCAAGAAGAGACCUCCAGGCUCAAAUUUGCAUGUGAGGAGUGGGGAUUCUUCCAGCUGGUGAAUCAUGGAAUACCUGAUAAAGUGAUCGAGAAAAUGAGGGCAGAUGUUGAGGAGUUCUUUCAGCUUCCUCCAGGAGAAAAGGAAGCAAUUGCGCAGCUGCCAGGAGACCUCGAAGGCUAUGGUCAAGCAUUUGUUGUGUCAGAUGAGCAAAAGCUUGACUGGGGUGAUAUGCUCUUCCUUUUUACUCAACCACCACAUUUUAGGAACUUGAGACUCUGGCCUGCUCAACCUCCUACAUUCAGGGAUACAAUGGACAGAUACUCAUUGGAGCUAAAGAGAGUCGCCCAUUGUCUCUUGGGAUUAAUGGCUAAGAACUUAGGACUUGAUCCUGAAAAAUUUGUCACCAUAUUUAAGGAGUCACAAUCAAUGAGGAUCAAUUACUACCCACCAUGCCCCCAAGCUGACAAAGUACUGGGUCUCUCCCCACACUCCGAUGCUGUUGGCUUGACGUUGCUCCUCCAAGUCAACCAAGUGCAAGGAUUGCAGAUCAAGAGAAAUGGUGGAUGGCUCCCAAUCAAAGCACUUCCUGGUGCUUUUGUCGUUAACAUCGGCGAUGUCAUUGAGAUCUUAAGCAAUGGGAAAUACAAGAGCAUUGAGCAUAGGGCCAUCAUAAACAAGGAGAAGGAACGCCUUUCGAUUGCUGCAUUCCACAGUCCCAAUAUGACCACACUGGUUGGCCCACUUCCAGAGCUUGUCAAAGGGAGCAAGGAAUAUUACAAGACCUUGAGCUUUGAAGAUUUCGUGAAACACACCUUUACUAGCAAACUUGAUGGGAAGAGUGUCAUCGACUGGAUGAAGUUGAAGCCAUAAAAGUUGUUUCAAGAUGUUAUAAUCUUAUCGAGCAAACAUAUUGUUUAUAUGUAAGAUCGUCAUAUGUAUUUGUUUCUUCUGAUCUCCAUUUAAGAGUAGGACAGCACAAAUCGAACGCUCCUUAUAAACAAAAUAAUCAGCAAUCCGUUGCUCUGAGGGGAGAUUUCUUA